AUGCCUCCAAAGCAAGUUCCGGUGACUAUUAAGCAUGGAUCAAUAAUAGAUGAAGUGCAUCAACAAAUAAAUCCAUGGAUAUAUCAGAUUACGCCGCAACUGAAGAAUACGCCGUAUUUGGGUUUUUCUGUAGCUGUAGUUGGCAUCUCUGUGGUGGGAUUUUGCUUAUGGCAGUUUUUUUUAAACAGUUGCAGGAAUGAGAAAUUUGCACUAAGACUCAUGUAUAGAUCUGCAGUGUUUGAUAUUGGGUGCUCUUCGGCUCACAGUUUCCAAUUUCACUUUUGCUAUUUGGAUUUGAAGCUGUCAAAUUGUACAAGGAUCAAAGAAAUAGGAAGGGUACAGGGAUCCUAGAAUACAUAUGUGAAGCUUCCAUAGAACGGAUGAACCAGGAAACUGUCCAGAACCAUCAACUACACUAGAUGAGUACAUGUGUGGCUUCUGCGCCUUUAACUUUACGUCCGGUCCUGCAACAGUGGUAUUACUUUGAACCAGAAGGUGUUAUUGCGCCUUCAGUUGAAGAAUCAGUUGGAGAAGCAACGGGAGAGGCGACCCGAGAAGUUGAACUUGAAGGAGAACUUUAUUCUUUGCACUGGCUAACAGGUGGAGUUUGAAUUUUACAAGCACCAGGGAGAGACAAAGCAAGAGUUUGAUUUAUGGUGAUGCCAAAAGAUGAACCACCGCCAUUAAGCAAAGAGCAAAGACACUGUGGAGAAGAUAGAACUACACUUGAAAGUUGUGAGCAACAUGAAGUUGAUGGAGUUGACAACUUCCCAUUCUGUAGUUUAGACAAGGACUCAAGGUAGUGAGUGUAGUAGUACACCCUGAUUGAGCUGCAUUUUGAGUCAUCAUAUUGGCCACUAGGGCCAUAACUAGAUACAAUAUAAACCUUUUAAAUACCAUUAGUCCUUUUAUCUUAGAACUGAUUAUGAUAUAUAUCUUUU
This is a messenger RNA of Vicia villosa (hairy vetch), 941 nucleotides long. RefSeq lists its product as uncharacterized. Bases 1 to 351 code for a protein of 116 amino acids. The record is from RefSeq and is a predicted model, not a curated record. Lineage: Eukaryota; Viridiplantae; Streptophyta; Magnoliopsida; Fabales; Fabaceae. The transcript is spliced from 7 exons.